Messenger RNA from Fusarium proliferatum ET1, 1098 nucleotides. RefSeq lists its product as uncharacterized. Gene Ontology annotation, biological process: alcohol metabolic process. The record is from RefSeq and is a predicted model, not a curated record. The transcript is spliced from 3 exons. Gene Ontology annotation, molecular function: alcohol dehydrogenase (NADP+) activity; zinc ion binding. Lineage: Eukaryota; Fungi; Ascomycota; Sordariomycetes; Hypocreales; Nectriaceae. Bases 1 to 1098 code for a protein of 365 amino acids.
AUGACUACUGAUUAUAAGUUUGAAGGAUGGAUGGGCGAGGAUGAACGAUCUGCUGAAGGGAAUAUGGUCUGGCAAGAGUACGAGCCCAAGAAGUGGGAGGAGACUGACGUUGAUAUCCGCGUUACCCACUGUGGUAUCUGCGGCUCUGACAUCCACGUCCUCCGCUCAGGCUGGCGUCAAGCACCAUACCCCGUAGUUGUAGGCCACGAGAUCGUCGGCGUCGCUGUACGCGUUGGCAGUCAAGCUGAAGGGGGCAUUAAAGUCGGCGACAUUGUCGGUGUCGGUGCUCAAUCCGACGCUUGCCUCAACCGCAAGUUAGGCAAUGACAGCAAUGAGCGGGCAAAAUGCAGCGAGUGCGCUUCUGGGGAGGAGAAUUACUGCACCCGCAUGGCCCCAACAUACGGCUCAAAGUUCCUAUCAACGGGCGACAAAACCCAGGGCGGCUAUGCUCGCUAUCAUCGUUGCCCUUCGCACUUCGUCUUUCGCAUCCCUGAGGGUGUCGCACCAGAGUACGCAGCUCCUCUUCUCUGUGGUGGCGUAACUGUCUAUUCGCCUCUGAAGCAAUUCGGUGCUGGGCCUGGUAAGAAGGUCGGCAUAGUUGGCGUUGGAGGGCUAGGUCAUUUUGCCGUGCUCUUUGCUCGUGCGCUUGGGGCCGAUGAGGUUGUAGGUAUCUCACGAAGAGAGAGCAAGAGGCAGGAAGCCAUGGACCUUGGAUGCACAGAUUAUAUCGCCACAGCUGAUGAGGAGGGAUGGGAAACGAAGCAUUCUCGGAGGCUCGACCUUAUCAUCUCAACUGUGUCGUCUCCAAAGAUGCCUCUCGCUGAUUAUAUCGGACUCCUGCGGCUAGACGGUACGCUCGUCCAAGUUGGUCUUCCUGAAGGGCAGCUCCCAUUCCGACCAGGAAGUCUUACUGGGGCUCGUCGAAGGAUCGCAGGCUCGAGCAUUGGAUCGCCAGCUGAGAUCAAAGAAAUGCUGCAGCUGGUCGCAGAUAAGAAUGUCAAGCCUUGGGUUGAGAUGCGUCCUAUGUCAGAUGCAAACCAGGCUAUCGUUGACUUCGAGGCUGGAAAGCCGCGAUUCCGUUAUGUUCUAGUUAAUUAA